Mya arenaria is the source of this 2168-nucleotide messenger RNA. Its product is annotated as glycoprotein 3-alpha-L-fucosyltransferase A-like. Gene Ontology annotation, cellular component: membrane. The coding region runs from base 555 to 1904 and encodes 449 amino acids. The transcript has 3 exons. Gene Ontology annotation, molecular function: alpha-(1->3)-fucosyltransferase activity. Lineage: Eukaryota; Metazoa; Mollusca; Bivalvia; Myida; Myidae. The record is from RefSeq and is a predicted model, not a curated record.
GUUUGGACUAGUAUAAACGUUUAUAGUUUGCUUAAAUUGAAAACUUUGUACUUUAGUUUAAUACACCUAAGCUCAUUUAAAGUUGGAAUAACCCGGCACCUGUGGAUAAUUUCCUUAUAUGGAAUGCCAUUUGUGAAGAGAACAUCACCACAUUCACGCUGCCAUACACUACGUUGUGCCUAUCUUUCUCCAGAGCGACAAAACUAUCAGUUACUGAAAGCCUACAGUAGUGGCGUUAAAAGUCAAUCGAAAAUUGGAAAGUGAUGCAUCUGUUUAUAUCAUGGAAUUCAUUUUGACACCCUGCUUGAAAGCUUUAAUGACAGUCGCAGAAGAAGAAAUCACUUUACUGAGGUGUUUCUUUCGCAAAUGAUUAAAGUUAUUUGAAAUUAUUAAGGAAAUUCUCCCGUCUAAUUUCGUCGUUACUACAAAUCGAGCGAUACGGACUCCCUAAAGUGUCAUGAAACAUCGAUCUUCCUAGGUUUGUUCAGUAUUACAUUUUGCUACAGAUUCCCAGCCUCUAACCAAAGGAUAUCCCAAGCAGUUAAGAAUGUACCAUGAAUGCGUUAAUUAUUAAACGAAUAUCUGGCUUUGGUGUUAAUAACGCUACAGUUUUCAUUAUGGCAGUGCGGUGCAGCAAAGUAAAAAGACAGUUUAUAUUACUGAUCGGACUCUUUCUGGUAUUGACAUUCAUUCUUCAAAUGGUGCCUUCGUAUUUUGAAGUACAGACAAACAUGCUCACAGCUUUGCAGUUUGCAAAGUUUGAAAGCCGUUUAUUAAACAAUAAGUCAUUUACCGUUGCCAACCGUCUGAACGAUCCUGUUGCGCUCUGGAAAGUGCAUCCGUCCGACGACAGGAUUUUAUUGCAAGCUAAGUUUAAUCCUAAGAUUGACCUAAGUCUUUCGCCAAAGAGGAUUCUCCUUGAGCAGGGACUUGCGGGCUGGAACGUCAAUGACGGAAAACAAGCGUUUGUUGAUCAUGACUGCCCUGUAAAGCACUGUGAACUUCAUGGACAUCCGAAUGGGGAAGAGUUUGACGCUAGAAUAUUUAAGGAAAUAGAGUUAAACAGCCAUUUUCUCGGAGGCGCGCAAGCAGAGGUGCGCCGUCAUUCGGAUCAGGUUUGGAUCAUGUUCGCGUUGGAAAGUCCGGAAGCGUCGCCUUCUUACGUUGGUCUGAACGACGUCAUAAACUGGACAGCUACGUAUCGUUACGAUUCUACGAUGAUGACUCCGUAUGAUAAAUUUCAAAUUUAUGAUAAUUUUACACAGAUAUCUGACUAUAAGUCGGAUAAAAAUUACGCUCAAGGCAAGACUAAAUUAGCAGCAAUAUUUGUGUCCAACUGUUAUGCGUCAAACGCAAGAUUGGAAUAUGUUAAGGAGCUACAACAGUACAUGGAUUUGGACUUUUAUGGGUCAUGCGGGAACUUGAGAUGUGAUAAGGGGGAAGGCAAUAACUGCUUUCAAAAUCUACAGAAGGAAUAUAAGUUUUAUUUGUCUUUUGAAAACGCCAAUUGUCGUGAUUACAUUACCGAGAAGUUCUUUCUAAAUGCAUUAAGACAUGACGUCGUUCCGGUCGUGAUGGGUGCGCAUCCAGACGACUACAGACGCGCGGCCCCACCAGGGUCCUUCAUCCACGUUGAGGAUUUCCCGAAUGCACAGGCUCUUGCCGGUCAUCUCAAGCGCCUAAAUGAGCAAGACGAUGAAUAUAAUGACUAUUUCCGCUGGAAACGUACCGGACAGUUUGUUGAUACAAAGUUUUGGUGUAGAAUUUGCUCAUUACUAUGGGAUACCGAUCUCCCCCACCAAUCAAUCCACGACUUAGAACAAUGGUGGCGGGGCGAAAAUAUAUGUAUCGGCAAACGACGCUGGGAUGAGAUAUCAAACAGCAGUAAAUUACAUGUGCGAUAAUGAUUACAAGAGGGCUUGCAAAAUACUACGCGUACUUGUAGCCACGUACGCAUGUAUCAUAUGUAGUUGUUAUAAAAAAAACUCGUUGAUAUAAUUCUCCUUAAAACGGAUGGGAUAAUAGUCUCAUUUAUUUUCGCACAAUUCACUUUUCUGCUUGUGUUUCGCAGCAUUUUAUGGAUUUAUUUCUUAAUGUGACAUCUCCAAGUGCCAUGUACCAUAUUCUUUAAACAAAAGCUCUUUUGUAAUUUAGGGUGAAAUAUUUUA